This is a messenger RNA of Stegodyphus dumicola, 414 nucleotides long. Its product is annotated as piggyBac transposable element-derived protein 3-like. NCBI's taxonomy places the organism in Eukaryota, Metazoa, Arthropoda, Arachnida, Araneae, Eresidae. The record is from RefSeq and is a predicted model, not a curated record.
AUGUCCGGAUAUACAUAUGAAUUUGACGUUUAUCAAGGGAAGCAGACUAAUAGUGACAGCUCAAAGAGAGGAUUUGGACUGGGCGGGACAGUAGUUGAUGAGAUGACAAAUAGUCUGGCAGGCAAAAACCAUAUCAUCAUCAUGGACAAUUUCUUUUCUUCCGUGCCACUAGUUGAGUAUUUGAAAACGAAAAUUACAUAUGCAGUCGGCACCAUUCGUCCUGAUAGACUUGGGUUACCCAAACUUAUUGAUGAUAAAAAAAUGAAACGAGGGGACUUAGAUUAUCAAACAUCUGAUCAAGGAAAUAUCCUUUUUCAAAUGGAAGGACAAUCGAUCCGUACACUUUCUUUCGAAUUAUCAUGGAAACGACACUGCCAAAGUCCAAAGGAGACUCAAAUGUUGUACCAAAAUUGA